Messenger RNA from Ustilago hordei, 1296 nucleotides. RefSeq lists its product as uncharacterized. Gene Ontology annotation, cellular component: Rab-protein geranylgeranyltransferase complex; cytoplasm. Bases 1 to 1296 code for a protein of 431 amino acids. The record is from RefSeq and is a predicted model, not a curated record. The transcript has a single exon. Gene Ontology annotation, biological process: protein geranylgeranylation. Gene Ontology annotation, molecular function: Rab geranylgeranyltransferase activity. Lineage: Eukaryota; Fungi; Basidiomycota; Ustilaginomycetes; Ustilaginales; Ustilaginaceae.
AUGCACGGCGUCAAACGACAACCCAAAUCAGCAACCACCUCCGAAGCCAAAGCAGCACGCAAAGCCAAAGAAUCCUCCAAACUCGCCGCAUACCUCGAAAUCGAACGCACCUUCUUCACCCACAAAUCCUCCUCACGCAAAGACCAAACCGCGCUCGAACACACGACGAAACUCCUAACCCUUAACCCGGAGCUAUAUACCGUUUGGAACUAUCGUCGUGAAAUCCUCCUUUCCCUUUUCGCGUCUCCCAUCGAACAGGCAGCAGAGGGGCAGAAGGAGGAUGUGUUUGCGAGUCUACGCGAACCAACACAGCACACCGAAGGAGGAGAAAAGAAGGUGGAUGCAGUGGAGGAAGAAGAGAAAAAACAUCGCAACAGGAACCUACUCGAAGACGACUUAACUUUGACAGAACACGCAUUGCGAGCCCACCCAAAAGUGUAUUGGAUUUGGAAUCAUCGAAUGUGGUGCUUGACCCAAUAUCCACCACCGCCAGCAGAGGGAGGAGGGGAAGGAUGGGUUUGGGAAAGGGAGUUGAAGUUGGUCGAGAAGAUGCUUGAUUAUGAUCCGAGGAAUUUUCAUGGUUGGAAUGGUAGACGGGCUAUAGUGCAGCAUUUGGCGCUUUCGAUUCUCUCUUCCCAUUCCAGUACUUCUUGGUCAGUGGUAGCAUCGCAGCUUUCUUUCCCAUCCCUACUCAGCCGCCCUGAAAUCGUGGGAGAAGAAGGAGGGACGAAGGAGAUCUUAUUGAAAUUGGCGGAGAGAGAGUUGAGCUAUGCACUACGCAAGAUCGAGAGCAACUUUAGCAACUUUUCCGCUUGGCAUCAGCGCACCCAACUUCUCCCGCACGUUUGGGCAGCAAAGAAUUUAGGCGUGAAGGAGGUGGAUGCAAAAUUGGAUGCAGAGUUUGAGUUGGUCAAACAGGCGAUCUAUACAGAUCCAAGUGAUCAAAGCGUUUGGUUCUAUCAUCGUUGGCUCCUAGACCUCCUCCUCUCGCCACCCUCGCCUGCAGAGGAGAAGGAGGAGGAGAAGGAAGGGAGAAAAGAAAGAAGGGCGAAAGUGAUAAAAGAAGAGAUUGGAGUGAUAGAAGAACUGCUUGAGUUGGAACCGGAGAGCAAGUGGUGUGCUGUCUCGCUUGCUCAUUUGUAUACGAUUCUGGCGGGGUUGGAAGGGAAGGAGGGGGGAGAGAAGGAGGGGGGAUGGAAAGGAAAAGCAAAGGGAUUAUUGGAAAGGUUGAUGGAGUUGGAUCCUGAUCGUGAGGCUCGGUAUAGGGAUUUAUUGGAUGGUAAAGCUCAUUUCUAG